AGGAGGAGUGCUUUUGCGACACUGCCGGCAGCGCGGAGGGGCUGGUAUGGGGGCGGGUGUCUGUGUAGAGGCACUCGGAAGGGACCUAUAUCGCUGUGGCACCGCGGGGACUCUUUGAGAGGACGGGUGUCAGUGUGGCACCGGUGCACGCUGAAGGAGCCGGUGGAACCGGGUGGCCAUGGGGAUGUCGGCGUCGCUGGACGCCAUGUGGGAGAUGCCCGCCGAGAAGCGUAUCUUCGGGGCGGUGUUGCUCUUUUCCUGGACAGUGUAUCUUUGGGAGACCUUCCUAGCACAGCGGCAGAGAAGAAUAUAUAAAACAACAACUCGUGUACCCCCGGAGUUAGGACAGAUCAUGGAUGCUGAAACAUUUGAGAAAUCUCGACUGUAUCAACUGGAUAAAAGUACUUUCAGCUUCUGGUCAGGACUGUAUUCAGAAGUUGAAGGCACUCUUAUUCUUCUCUUUGGAGGAAUCCCUUACCUCUGGAGACUUUCUGGACGAUUCUGUGGUUAUGCUGGCUUUGGACCAGAAUAUGAGAUCACUCAAUCCUUGGUGUUUCUGCUGUUGGCUACACUUUUCAGUGCAUUGACUGGUUUGCCAUGGAGUCUUUAUAAUACAUUUGUGAUAGAAGAAAAACAUGGUUUCAACCAUCAGACUUUGGAGUUUUUUAUGAAAGAUGCAAUCAAGAAAUUUAUUGUGACUCAGUGUAUUUUAUUGCCUGUGUCUUCACUUCUGCUUUACAUUAUUAAAAUUGGAGGUGACUAUUUUUUUAUAUAUGCCUGGCUCUUCACAUUAGUUGUUUCUCUGGUUCUAGUCACAAUCUAUGCUGAUUAUAUUGCCCCCUUAUUUGACAAAUUCACACCUCUGCCUGAGGGAAAGCUUAAACAAGAAAUUGAAGUAAUGGCAAAGAAUAUUGACUUUCCUUUGACUAAGGUGUAUGUUGUUGAAGGAUCUAAACGCUCUUCCCACAGCAAUGCUUAUUUUUAUGGCUUCUUCAAGAACAAGCGAAUAGUUUUGUUUGACACUCUACUAGAAGAGUACUCUGUACUAAACAAAGACAUCCAGGAGGAGUCUGGCAUGGAACCCCGCAAUGAUGGAGAAGGGGACAGUGAAGAAAUAAAAGCUAAAGUUAAAAAUAAGAAACAAGGAUGUAAAAAUGAGGAGGUGCUUGCUGUACUAGGCCAUGAAUUGGGGCAUUGGAAGUUGGGACACACAGUCAAAAAUAUCAUUAUUAGCCAGAUGAAUUCUUUCCUGUGUUUUUUCUUAUUUGCUGUAUUAAUUGGUCGAAAGGAACUUUUUGCUGCAUUUGGUUUUUAUGACUGCCAGCCCACUCUAAUUGGACUAUUGAUCAUCUUCCAGUUUAUUUUUUCACCUUACAAUGAGGUUCUUUCUUUUUGUCUAACAGUCCUAAGUCGCAGAUUUGAGUUUCAAGCUGAUGCAUUUGCCAAGAAACUUGGGAAAGCUAAAGACUUAUAUUCUGCUUUGAUCAAACUAAACAAAGAUAACUUGGGAUUCCCUGUUUCUGACUGGUUGUUUUCAAUGUGGCAUUAUUCUCAUCCUCCACUACUAGAAAGACUUCAAGCUUUGAGAAGUACAAAACAAGACUGAGAUGCUCAGGGUCUAUGACUGAAGACAUUUUUCAUUAUUUCUGUCCUGGCAGCAUGUUCCAGCUCUUGAUGUUUUUAAACUUUUUUUUUUUUUAAGAAAAAUGAUUAAGUACAGAAGAUUUAAAUACAUUUACUAUCCCAUUUCAAAAAUGAUUUAAAUAAUCCAUUUCUUAAAGGAAACACUGGAUAAAAUUUUGAGGCUGAAUAUUUUUAAAGGCAUAGUUUUAUCUUCAACAUCUGAUUCACCAUCAGUUUGUAAAAUUAUUUAAGAAAAUACAGACCUUGUUUUAUUUAUACACUUAUAUUUAAUCUGCCUGCAAGGUAAUAGGGCCAUUUAAAAGAGGGAACAUUACUAUUGAGUUCUGUGAGGCAGAAAUCAUUGUGCUCAUGCCUAAGUUGAAACUUGUUUUUUACCUUCAUGCUGUUAUAAUUUAACCUGGCCAAUCAGUGUUUUAAAUAAGAAAGAAAGAUAAUAGUUGGUAAGGCUAAUAUUAUUUAAUGAAAGUUGUUAGAAAUAUGCUGUAUGGUUCUCCAAAUUUCAAAUUUCUGUUCCCUCUCUUUGGUGCACACUGAUCAGGAAUUUCUAAUAUUGUUUUGAAAUUAGAAAUUAUGUAUAGGAUGUUUUAAAUCAUUGAGUUUUGUUUUUGUUUUUUAAAAAAUGACAAUUUUUAUCUUUCCUUCCACCUGGUGGGUGUGGUAGGUAAACUAGAUUUUUCUCAUUCAUUCAGUCAUUUUCUUGUAGUUAAUUAAACAAUGCUUCCUUCCACAUAGCAAAAAUUGAACAGAUUUUGCAAUAUUAAAAGUGGCAGAACAGGGAAAAAAGAAUAACAUCUUAAGAGAUAUACGAGUGAUAUACUGAUGAUUCUCUUACAAUAUUAUAGGAAAAAUAUAGUUUUCUAUCUUUCAAGGACAGAAGAGUUUCCAUUUUUAUUUUUGUAAUUUUUAUCUGUAAUCCUAAGUACUAUUUAAUUAGGCCUGAUUCCAAUUUUGAAAAUUAUAGUUCUUAUUAUAUAGGUAACGUUUUCCAUCAAAACAAAUGUCAUGAAUGAUUUCCAGUUUUAAAAGCUGUAGGUUUGACUGCUUCAAAUCUCUGUCCACUUUUUGAAUGAGAACUUAUUUUGUGCCUGACGUUCCCACUCACUGAUAAUGUUUACCUUCUGGGCAUUUAUUCCAAAGUGGGACGGACUGAGUACCUUUGGUGUCUGGCCAUAAAGUCAUUUGCUCAGCUGACAUUUGAGUGAUGUCUUCUUCACAUGGAAAUAUAAUAAAAAUAAAAAUCUAGUUUAGUACUGUAUUAUUAUUUUCCUAUAGCUAAAGCACAGCUGUCCUGUGUUUUUUAUCCAGCAUCCUUUUCCUGUGACUUCAUGCUCUGAAAACUGCCUUUCCUUCCUUCUGUGCCUUUAAAUACAAUUUUCAGUUCUGCACAAGUGAAACAUUAAAAAUUGCAAUGCAGAUUUA
This is a messenger RNA of Marmota flaviventris (yellow-bellied marmot), 3063 nucleotides long. It is a transcript of the gene Zmpste24, whose product is annotated as zinc metallopeptidase STE24. The record is from RefSeq and is a predicted model, not a curated record. Lineage: Eukaryota; Metazoa; Chordata; Mammalia; Rodentia; Sciuridae. Gene Ontology annotation, molecular function: metalloendopeptidase activity. Gene Ontology annotation, biological process: CAAX-box protein processing.